This is a messenger RNA of Danio aesculapii, 1574 nucleotides long. It is a transcript of the gene sox4a, whose product is annotated as SRY-box transcription factor 4a. The record is from RefSeq and is a predicted model, not a curated record. The transcript is spliced from 2 exons. Gene Ontology annotation, biological process: positive regulation of transcription by RNA polymerase II; anatomical structure morphogenesis; cell differentiation. Gene Ontology annotation, molecular function: RNA polymerase II cis-regulatory region sequence-specific DNA binding; DNA-binding transcription activator activity, RNA polymerase II-specific. Lineage: Eukaryota; Metazoa; Chordata; Actinopteri; Cypriniformes; Danionidae. Bases 446 to 1537 code for a protein of 363 amino acids.
UGUGAGGCGGUUUAGCAGAAGUAUUGAAAGUUGUGAAGGGUGAUCGGAAGCUCAGAGCAUGAAAAAGUGCAGUCGCCUAAACCUACCGCAUGGUCAUACGACAAACUAUGCUGAAGACACUUGUCCGUUUCCAUUAAACGGCUUCAGAUACUUUGCGUCCAGAGCGCACUCUGGGUUCGUUUUCAGUCGAACCGGCAGUUGAACGACAGACUGUUGAUUUUGACGAGAUUGCCGGGACUUGACAGAGCUCCUGACUGGGAUAUGCGCUUUGCGGAUGGCGCGCUGAACCAAGAGACAGCAGAAGCAGUAACUUUGUUUCCAUAUUGACCAAAGCAUAUUUUAUACAAGAGUGAAGAAGAAAGACUCUUAGCGCUUUCAAAGCGUCUCGCGCUGCAGCCCGUGUAGGAUUUUUGUACGUAAUUAAAAGUUGAGACUGUUGUAGUGCAUGGGCACAGACCUGGCUAUGGUGGAGCAGACGCACGCCAGCAGCAGCAGCAGCAGCGACGUGCUCCCCGGCGACUCCAUAGAUUCUGGGGAGAUGGACUUAGACAUGGACGCCUCUCCGACUCCAGGCUCCCCAAAUUCAGCCGGGGAUAAAAUGGACAUUGCCUGGUGCAAAACCCCAUCGGGACACAUCAAGAGGCCGAUGAACGCAUUCAUGGUCUGGUCGCAGAUAGAGAGGCGCAAGAUUAUGGAGCAGUCGCCGGACAUGCACAACGCGGAGAUCUCCAAGAGACUCGGCAAGCGCUGGAAACUUUUGAAAGACAGCGACAAGAUCCCCUUCAUCCGCGAGGCCGAGCGCCUGCGGCUCAAGCACAUGGCAGACUAUCCAGACUACAAAUAUCGACCUCGGAAGAAGGUGAAGUCAUCCAGCGGAAAGACUGGAGAGAAGGGGGAGCGCGUGAGCGCCAGCCCCGGCGCCAAGUCUGCAUCCAAAAAGAGCUCGAAAACUCUCAGCAGGACGCACAGAAAGUCCACAACGCUCGAGCUGACCUCCCACUCCGUCCCUGCAGACCACCACGCUCUCUACAAAUCCAGGUCCGUAUCCGCCGCCAAACAAAUACCAGAGAAACCAGCAAAGCGCGGGCAUGUGUACGGGGGAUGCAGCACAGACAGCAGCCCGCCCUCUGUCGCGGUGCCGGCCAGUCCCACCCUGAGCAGCUCGGCGGAAUCCAGCGACCCGCUGAGCUUGUACGAGGACGGGCUCGCGAGCGGAAAGGAAGACGCGGAGCCCGCCGCGCGCUUCAAGUACACCCGCGCGCCGUCUCCGACGCCCUCCGCCUCGCACUCGUACUCCUCGCAGUCAUCCUCCUCGGAUGAGGAGUUCGAGGACGAGCUGGCGGACCCCAGCCCUGGCUUUGACAGCUUCAGCACCUUUGGCACAGCCCCUCUGGACAGAGAUUUGGAGUUCAACUUUGAGUCGGGCUCCGGCUCGCACUUUGAGUUCCCCGACUACUGCACACCAGAGGUGAGCGAGUUGAUGAUAUCAGGGGACUGGCUCGAAUCCACGAUAUCCAACUUGGUGUUCACUUAUUGAGCGCUAGUUAUGAAAGGACAGCUUUGAAAAAAAAACA